Messenger RNA from Suillus paluster, 792 nucleotides. RefSeq lists its product as uncharacterized. The record is from RefSeq and is a predicted model, not a curated record. The transcript is spliced from 9 exons. The coding region runs from base 1 to 792 and encodes 263 amino acids. NCBI's taxonomy places the organism in Eukaryota, Fungi, Basidiomycota, Agaricomycetes, Boletales, Suillaceae.
AUGUCUUCAGUCCGCCCUCUGUUCGUGGUCGCUGGUAUCGGCAAUGGCACCGGCACAGGAGCUGCAACCGCUCGUCUCUUCGCCAAAUCCGGCUACAGAGUCGCUCUCAUCUCCCGAGGACCAGAGCACCUCAAUAAGCUUGCUGCAGAGCUGAACCAAGCAGGUGGAGAGGUGGCUGCAACAUUCCCCCUCAAAGACUACACCCCUGCAUCCAUCAAGUCCGCAUUUGCUUCCCUCAAGUCCCACUGGCCCUCCUCCCCUCUCCGCGUCGCACUCUUCAAUGCGGGCUACGGUAUCUGGAAGCCAUUCCUUGAUAUCACUGAAGACGAGGUCCGCGAGUCGAUCGAUACUAACAUCGUGGCGGCCUUUGCCUUUGCACGCGCGGUCCUUCUCGAGUUCACAAAACUUGAACUGGAGACCGCGAGCGAGGGUGGAGCCGCUGGCGAUGCUCGCAAAAGGGGAACCCUCAUUUUCACGGGCGCAACGGCUGCUAUCAGAGGCAACACCCUGACCUCCGCGUUUGCUGCGAGCAAGUUCGGUAUUAGGGCUUUGUCCCAGAGCUUAGCCAAGGAGUUCGGCAAGCAGAAUAUACACGUCGCUCAUAGUAUCAUUGACGGCAAUAUUCUCACUGACCGCUCCAAAUCUCAUCGCAACGAUGCCUCUUGGGAGGCCAACCAAGAUGCUCGGCUUGAUCCCGACGCUAUCGCAAAGUCCUACUUGCACCUCGUCAAGCAAGAUAGUUCAGCGUGGACUUGGGAAAUCGACCUGCGUCCUGCCCACGAAAAGUGGUGA